UGCGAGUCCCAUGCCAGGGCUGCUGCCCUGGAUUUCGCCCGUCGUUUUCGCCUCUACCUGGCCUCCCACCCCCAGUACGCAGGGCCUGGGGCAGAGGCGGCCUUCUCCCGCCGGUUUGCUGAGCUCUUCCUGCAGCACUUCGAAGCUGAGGUGGCCCGGGCCUCCGGCUCCCUCUCGCCGUCAUCCGUCCAGGCCCCCCUGAGUCCUGGCCUGGAGGUCCCAACACCUCACGACCUGUCCCUUGAGAGCUGCAGGGUGGGCGGGCCCCUGGCUGUGCUGGGCCCUUCUCGAUCCUCUGAGGACCUGGCCGGCCCCCUCCCGUCCUCAGUCUCUUCCGCAACAACGUCCUCGAAGCCGAAGCUCAAGAAACGCUUUUCCCUCCGCUCAGUGGGUCGCUCUGUCCGAGGUUCAGUGCGCGGCAUCCUGCAGUGGCGGGGGGCCGGCGAGCCUCCAUCCCCAGCCGGGGCCCUGGAGACCUCAUCAGGUCCCCCAGUCCUGGGUGGAAACAGCAACUCCAACUCCUCAGGCGGGGCUGGGACUCUGGGUAGGGGACUGGUCAGCGACGGCCCGUCCCCUGGGGAGAGGUGGACUCACCGCUUUGAGAGGCUGAGACUAAGUCGGGGUGGGGGGACCUUGAAGGACGGAUCAGGGAUGGUGCAGAGGGAGGAGCUGCUGAGUUUUAUGGGGGCCGAAGAGGCUGCCCCUGAUCCAGCUGGAGUGGGCCGGGGAGGAGGGGCAGCCGGUGGGGGAGGCCAGCCUCAGUGGCAGAAGUGUCGCUUACUGCUGCGAAGUGAAGGAGAAGGAGGAGGAAGCCGCCUGGAGUUCUUUGUGCCGCCCAAGGCAUCCCGGCCCCGGCUCAGCAUUCCCUGCUGUACUAUCACGGAUGUUCGGAUGACCACAGCCCUGGAGAUGCCAGACCGGGAGAACACGUUCGUGGUUAAGGUGGAAGGGCCCUCGGAGUACAUCCUGGAGACAGCUGACGCUGUCCACGUGAAGGCCUGGGUGUCCAACAUCCAAGAGUGCCUGAGCCCAGGACCCUGCCCUGCUACCAGCCCCCGCCCCAUGACCCUCCCUCUGGCCCCUGGUACCUCCUUCCUCACAAAGGAGAACACAGACAGCCUGGAGCCACCCUGCCUGAAUCACUCAGAGAGUCUGCCCAGCCAGGACCUGCUGCUGGGGCCCAGCGAGAGCAACGACCGCCUGUCACAGGGGGCGUAUGGGGGCCUGUCCGAGCGGCCCUCCGCAUCCAUCUCCCCCAGCUCAGCCUCCAUCGCAGCCUCCCACUUCGACUCAAUGGAACUGCUCCCUCCAGAGCUGCCCCCCCGCAUCCCCAUUGAGGAGGGCCCCCCGGCAGGGACCGCUCAUCCUCUCUCGACCCCCUAUCCUCCUCUGGACACCCCGGAGACAGCCACAGGAUCCUUCCUGUUCCAGGAGUCGGAGGGAGGGGAGGGGGACCAGCCCCUCUCGGGGUACCCGUGGUUCCACGGCAUGCUCUCGCGACUCAAGGCCGCCCAGUUAGUGCUGGAAGGAGGCGCCAGCUCCCACGGGGUCUUCCUGGUUCGGCAGAGCGAGACGAGGCGGGGCGAAUAUGUCCUCACUUUCAAUUUCCAGGGCAAGGCCAAGCACCUGCGCUUGUCGCUGAACGAGGAGGGUCAGUGCCGGGUCCAGCACCUGUGGUUCCAGUCCAUUUUCGAUAUGCUUGAGCAUUUCCGGGUGCACCCCAUCCCGCUGGAGUCUGGAGGCUCCAGUGACGUUGUCCUUGUCAGCUAUGUGCCCUCCCAGCGGCAGCAGGAAUCGAACACCUCCCAUGACCCGCCCCAGCCCCCUGCACCCCCUUCAUGGACAGAUCCCCCACAUCCUGGGGCAGAAGAGGCGUCGGGGGCACCAGAAGUGGCGGCAGCCGCAGCCGCAGCAGCCAAAGAGAGGCAAGAGAAAGAGAAAGCGGGCAGUGGAGGGGUCCCGGAAGAGCUGGUCCCCGUGGCUGAGCUGGUCCCCGUGGUUGAAUUGGAAGAGGCCAUAGCUCCAGGCACAGAGGCCCAGGAUGGCGCUGGCUCUGGUGGGGACACCGGGGUGGCCCCAAUGGUACAGCUCCAGCAGUUACCACUAGGGGGAAACGGAGAAGGGGGCCACCCCAGAGCCAUUAAUAACCAGUACUCCUUUGUGUGAGCUGCCCUUUCCCUGCUCCCCAGCCCUGGUUCUUGAGAUGGGGCGGAGGGGAGACAGAGGAGAGGCAGGAGCCCCCCCACGCCUUCUGGGCCCUUGACCGCCAAGGGCAUAUACAGCGUGUUGGUACAAGCAGCGGUUCCAGGCCCCUGAACUCCCUGGUUCGUACACUACAGGUGCCCCUUCCCUAGGCAGGGGAUUUGGGCUCCAUUACCUCCCUGAGGGGCUCUCCAGCCAGCCCCACCUCUGGGGGUCAUUUCCCCCAAACCACCCCACUCACCCAAGCAAGGGCGAGGGGGAAGGGCUGUCAGUUACAUUAAGGUUGUUGUUGUUGUUGUUUUAAACAAAAUGGAGAAGCAUAAAUAAAUAAAGGGGUUUAUCUCAGUUUCGGGGUGAUGGCUGUGGUUGUGCUUGCAGGGGGCCUGGGUGGGCCGGUCCAUGUGGUCAGGCCAGCAUCCCAGGGCCUGUCUGGCUCCCUGACUGAAAAGUGGG
Molecule: messenger RNA, 2655 nt
Organism: Fukomys damarensis (Damara mole-rat)
Lineage: Eukaryota; Metazoa; Chordata; Mammalia; Rodentia; Bathyergidae
Gene: Sh2b1
Product: SH2B adaptor protein 1
Exons: 8
Biological process (GO): intracellular signal transduction
Cellular component (GO): plasma membrane
Molecular function (GO): transmembrane receptor protein tyrosine kinase adaptor activity
Source: RefSeq, a predicted model, not a curated record